Messenger RNA from Quercus robur (English oak), 2435 nucleotides. RefSeq names its product protein kinase STUNTED-like. The transcript has 11 exons. Bases 144 to 2162 code for a protein of 672 amino acids. Gene Ontology annotation, biological process: protein phosphorylation. NCBI's taxonomy places the organism in Eukaryota, Viridiplantae, Streptophyta, Magnoliopsida, Fagales, Fagaceae. The record is from RefSeq and is a predicted model, not a curated record. Gene Ontology annotation, molecular function: ATP binding; protein kinase activity.
AUGACAUGCAACUUUUAGAGAUUGAAGCGGCACAAUAUUCAAGGAUAGUGAUAAGAAUAUAUUUGGUGAAGCUCUUCAAAAGUCAAGGUGGAAUAGGAUUUAUAAAAGUUUUGAGAGUGUGAAAGAGAUUGAAAUAAAGAAAAAUGUUAUUCGAGAAGGUGGUUAAUGCAGUUGGGAAGAGAAAUGUGUUGGUUGGUAUCCGUAUUGACAGCCAGAGCAGAGAGCUGCUCAGCUGGGCUAUUGUGAAAGUUGCUGAGCCUGGUGAUUGUGUGGUUGCAGUUCAUGUUUGUAGAAGUUCUGACCGGGCUUCAAAAAACAAGAACUUGUUGGAUGGUUAUUUAGAAGUUUAUGAAGAGCUAUGUAAUGCAAAUAAGGUUGAUCUCAGUGGUCAAAUCUUGACAGGAAGUUCAGCCCGAAAGGUUUUGGUGAGAGAGGCGAAGAGCUGUGCUGCUGUGGCUGUAGUUGUAGGGAUAAGCAAGCAUAGUGCUCUUGGGGGUUGGGCUUCCACAGCCAAAUAUUGCAGCAGGAGGCUGCCUUCAACAACAGAUGUUUUGGCUAUCCACAAUGGGAAAAUUGUGUUCAGAAGGUUCACCAAUAAUCAACUACCAGGUCUUAAACUUAAUGGGGAUCCAAAGCCAAGUUUUAGUCUAAUAAAAGUUCCAACUUUAGAAGAUUACAAAUCUGAAUUUGGUGACUCUGAGGCAGAAACUGCAUCAACCAUUUCUGAGGUGGUACAAAACUCCAGAGAUGGAGUUUUCAACCUUGCCUGUGACAGCAAAAGACUUUCUUUGAGAUCAAAUUCUCUAUAUGCAAGAGACCCUUUGGAUUCUAGGCCUGGUUGGCCAUUACUUCGUAAAGCUAGUUCAUCUAUUCCACAAGCAUCACUUGCUAGGAACAUAUCUGUGGUGCAAUGGGUAAUGACCUUACCAGAUCGUUCCCCACAGCUAAGUCCUCAAUGUUCAACUAUUAUAGAAACCCCAUUUGAAAGUGAUAUCAGUGAAGGUUUGGAUGUGAGUCCUAAGAAUUGUUUGUCUGCAUUCAGUAAGCUACCGAAAGGUUGCAAAUGGUUCAGUCAUGAGGUUCUGAAAAUGUCAACUUCUCAGUUUUCCUCAGAAAAUUUAAUCAGCAAAGGAGGAUGUAACCGUGUAUAUGAGGGGACUCUUCCAGAGGGCAAGGCAGUGGCAGUAAAGAUUGUGAAAUCAACCAAAGAAGCAUGGAAGGAUUUUGCCUAUGAAGUGGACAUCAUCUCCUCACUGAAACACAAACACAUCACACCCUUGAUUGGUGUCUGCAUCGAAGAUAAUGCUUUAAUCUCAGUUUAUGAUUUCUUGUCUAAAGGAAGCUUAGAGGAAAACCUACAUGGUAAAAACAAAGAUAAGUCUGUAUUAUCAUGGGAUGUGAGAUUUAAUAUAGCAGUUGGGAUUGCUGAAGCUCUAAAUUACCUACAUAAUGAACGUUCUCAGCCUGUUAUUCAUAGAGAUGUCAAGUCUUCAAAUAUUCUUCUCUCCAAUGGAUUUGAACCACAGUUAUCUGAUUUUGGGCUUUCGAUGUGGGGACCAACAAACUCAUCAUUUGUGACUCAAGGCGAUGUAGUAGGAACAUUUGGUUAUAUUGCUCCUGAAUAUUUCAUGUAUGGGAAAGUAAGUGACAAGAUUGAUGUGUAUGCCUUUGGUGUAGUGCUUCUUGAAUUGUUAUCAGGAAGAGAACCUAUUGGCUUAGAAAAUCCCAAGGGACAAGAGAGCUUGGUCAUUUGGGCAAAGCCAAAGACAGAGUGUGGAGAUAUAAAAGGUAUUUUGGAUCCAAAAUUGGAUGGAAAAUAUGAUGAGACUCAGGUUCAGAGAAUGGUUCUUGCAUCAACCCUCUGCACCACAAGGGCAGCUCGGCUUCGCCCUAAAAUGAGCCAGAUACUAAAGCUGCUAAAAGGGGAUAUAUAUGUUGAAGAAUGGUUGAACUCCCAAAAUGGUAAUCUAAAGGAUUCAGAAAACCAGGACAACAAUGAUGAUGAGGUUUAUCCAAAUUCUAGUCCAGAGUUACAUUUGAGUCUUGCAUUGCUUGAUGUUGAAGAUGAUAACACAUCAAAUAGUAGUGUUGAGCGCAGCAACAGUAGUUCUUUGGAAGAAUACUUGAAAGGACGAUGCAGCAGAUCUUCCAGCUUUGACUAGCUUUAGUCUCCCAAAUAGUUUCACCUUUAUCAAACACAAAUUUGCUUCGUACUUCACUUUUUCAGAUGUGUAGUUUGUAAUUGUACAGUUGAGGAAAAGAAUGUUGGCACCCUACAGUGAGGUGUUUUGUAGAAGUAAAAUGUAAAAAUCCCAUUUAAUUUUUCUUUUGCAACAAUUCCAUGUUGCAAAAUGUUUAGACAACAUUCUGGACCUUGUGAUGCUUAAUAGCUAACUACAUCUUGCUGAAGAAGGGUGAACUUACUUCUGUGCAAA